UCUUCAUUCUGAAAGUAAAAUCAUGGCGUCUUGUACAUUGGAACAAAAAAGAAAAUUAGAGGUCCAGGAUGAAAAUGGAGGAGAAACAGCGGAAGAUGAAUGGGUUGGACCGAUGCCUGCCGAGGCUACGCAGUCAAAGAAAAGAAAAGUGCUUGAAUUUGAGCGCGUGUACCUGAACAACCUCCCCAGUGCUGCAAUGUACGAACGGAGUUACAUGCAUAGAGACGUCAUCACACACAUAGCAUGCACGAAGACAGAUUUUAUUAUAACUGCAAGCCAUGAUGGGCACGUGAAGUUCUGGAAGAAGAAAGAAGAUGCAGGAAUAGAGUUUGUUAAACAUUUUCGAAGCCAUUUAGGUGUGAUUGAGUGCAUUGGCGUAAGUGCAGAGGGGGCAUUGUUCUGUUCAGUUGGAGAUGACCAGGCAAUGAAAGUUUUUGAUGUUGUUAACUUUGACAUGAUCAACAUGCUUAAGCUUGGAUUUCAUCCUGGCCAGUGCGAGUGGAUCUACAAUCCUGGCGAUGCUAUAUCUACUGUAGCCUGUUCGGAGAAAAGCACAGGAAAGAUUUUUGUCUACGAUGGAAGAGGAGACAACCAGAUAAUUCAUGUCUUUGAAAAAAUGCACUCUUCCCCUCUGUCUCAGAUACGUCUGAAUCCAGCCUAUAGAGUCGUAGUAUCUGCUGACAAGGCUGGCAUGUUAGAGUACUGGACUGGCCUACCAAAUGAGUUUAAAUUUCCUAGAAAUGUGGACUGGGAGUACAAGACUGACACAGAUUUGUAUGAAUUUUCCAAAUGUAAAACCUAUCCAACCAGCCUGGCCUUCUCUUACGACGGGAAGAAAAUGGCCACAAUCGCAGCGGACCGGAAAGUUCGAAUUUUCCGCUUCUUGUCUGGGAAGCUCAUGAGAGUGUUUGAUGAGUGCUUGACGAUGUUCACAGAGCUGCAGCAGAUGAGGCAGCAGCUGCCUGACAUGGAGUUUGGUCGCCGCAUGGCAGUGGAACGGGAACUGGAGAAGGUGGACGGCAUCAGACUGACCAACAUCAUCUUUGAUGAAACUGGACACUUUGUUCUUUACGGGACAAUGCUGGGCAUUAAAGUUAUCAAUGUGGAAACAAACAGGUGUGUGCGGAUCCUGGGCAAACAGGAGAACAUCCGGGUGGUCCAGCUGGGUUUGUUCCAGGGCAUUGCUAAAGUACACCACGCUGCUCCCACUAUAGAGAUGAAGGCAUCGGACAAUCCUGCCCUGCAGAGAGCCGAGCCAGACCCAACCAUCUUCUGCACAGCGUUUAAAAAGAACAGGUUUUAUAUGUUCACCAAAAGGGAGCCAGAAGACACAAAGAGUGCAGAGUCUGACAGAGACAUCUUCAAUGAGAAACCAUCCAAAGAGGAAGUCAUGGCAGCCACGCAAGCAGAGGGUCCUAAACGUGUUUCGGACAGUGCCAUUAUACACACCACUAUGGGAGAUGUUCACAUCAAGCUCUUCCCCGUAGAGUGUCCGAAGACAGUGGAGAACUUCUGUGUUCACAGCAGAAACGGGUACUACAAUGGACAUAUAUUUCAUCGAGUAAUAAAGGGCUUUAUGAUACAAACUGGAGAUCCCACAGGAACUGGAAUGGGUGGAGAAAGCAUCUGGGGAGGAGAGUUUGAAGACGAAUUCCACGCAACGUUAAGACAUGACCGACCGUACACUCUGAGCAUGGCCAAUGGUGGACCUGGUACCAAUGGCUCACAGUUCUUUAUUACCGUUGUGCCAACACCUUGGCUUGACAACAAACACACAGUUUUUGGAAGAAUUACCAAAGGAAUGGAAGUCGUUCAGAGAAUCUCAAACGUAAAAAUCAAUCCCAAGACGGACAAGCCCUAUGAAGACAUCAGCAUCAUAAACAUCACUGUCAAGUAAAAAGAAGUAGCCAGAAGAAAGAUCAAUGGCUGUUCGAUGCAUUCUGAUGAUUUCAGAGAAAACUUUAAUAAAAUGUUUUUUUUUUUUUUUUUUUUGUAAGUGUAUAUAUAGUUUGUCCUAACAAUUACCAAGACAGACUUUUCUUUAUACAUGUUAGAUGCAUGAUGGGAACACUGAGCAGUGAAUUAAAUAAUGGGGUGCACAGGUUCCAAACCUCUCUAUUCGAUAGAUCUAAAUGCACAAUGUAUACUUUGGUGUUGCAGCUGGAGUAUUUUAGGAUAGAGAAAACCUAGGAGCAAAGCUCAUUUGUGAUUCACUUUGUGUAGGGCUGGAUAUAAAACAAAAAACAAAUUAAGGAUUUUGGACAUUUGUGUAGUAUAAAUGCAAUGACCCUAAUCAUUAGUAUUUAAAAACACACACACUGUUA
This is a messenger RNA of Polyodon spathula (Mississippi paddlefish), 2324 nucleotides long. It is a transcript of the gene ppwd1, whose product is annotated as peptidylprolyl isomerase domain and WD repeat containing 1. Gene Ontology annotation, biological process: protein peptidyl-prolyl isomerization. The coding region runs from base 23 to 1897 and encodes 624 amino acids. The record is from RefSeq and is a predicted model, not a curated record. Lineage: Eukaryota; Metazoa; Chordata; Actinopteri; Acipenseriformes; Polyodontidae. Gene Ontology annotation, molecular function: peptidyl-prolyl cis-trans isomerase activity; protein binding. The transcript has 11 exons.